Messenger RNA from Arabidopsis lyrata subsp. lyrata, 2074 nucleotides. RefSeq names its product probable aquaporin NIP5-1. The transcript has 4 exons. Gene Ontology annotation, biological process: transmembrane transport. Gene Ontology annotation, cellular component: membrane. The record is from RefSeq and is a predicted model, not a curated record. The coding region runs from base 880 to 1794 and encodes 304 amino acids. Gene Ontology annotation, molecular function: channel activity. Lineage: Eukaryota; Viridiplantae; Streptophyta; Magnoliopsida; Brassicales; Brassicaceae.
ACUUAAUAAAUUUUUUAAUAUUGAAUUAUUGGAGGGUCGUGGGUUGGCGAAUGAGUGAUACCCUCACGGCGCAUGUGCAAUUCCUAACCGUCACACACGGAGAGAUGACUUAGAUCCAACGGUAACGAAUAUGCCUGUGACAAAGGCACCGGUGACUUUAGCAGUUCAACAAAAUCUCAAAAGAGUCAGUAGCUGAUGAAGCUGUUAUAUAAAAGCAAUAAGAUAUUGGAGUUGACUUGUUUUUUAUAAUUGAUCUUUUUUGGUUCAAUGCAUAAUAAAUAAUCUCUUUUCUAUAUAAAACACAAACACAUAUAAAUAUAACAUAAGCUCAAAGACUAACCAAACCCAUCAUCUUCUUCAUUCGAACUUCUUUCUCUUUUUAUUUAGAACCUCAGUUUUGAGAAUCAGUCUUUGUUCAGUGCUAACGUACGCAUCUUUAUGAGUUUGUUGUCUUUGCUUUUUAUAAGAUUCGGUUUCUGAGUUUGGUUUUUUUUUUGUAAGGUGGCUAUCUUUGUUGUUCUUCUUCUUAAAACGUAGAAACAGCUUUAUAAAAAUCCUUGAAAGCAUGUAAAUUUAAGUCCUAGCUCCAUUUUCGUUUCAUUUCUUACAAAAAAAAAAAACAAAAAAAGGUUUUUGAUCGAUUGAUGAGUUUUCCCAUUUAUUGAUCUCUUUAGUUUUAACUUGUGUUUGGUGACACCGGUCCUGGCGAAGUUUAAAACACAAGUGUAAACACAAAUUUAUAAAAACUUCAAAUCAUGUAAAUUUCGUCUCUAUCAAUAUAUUUCCUUCACCAAAAAAAAAAAAAACAAAAAAAAAUUAGAGUUUAGUACUUUUAUUUAAAACAAAAACAGAAAAGAAAAGAAAAAAAAAACGUUGGAAAUGGCUCCACCGGAGGCUGAGGUGGGUUCGGUUGUGGUGAUGGCUCCUCCUACCCCGGGAACGCCGGGAACACCGGGAGGGCCAUUGAUCACGGGAAUGAGAGUGGAUUCAAUGUCAUUCGAUCAUCGGAAACCAACGCCUCGAUGCAAAUGCUUGCCGGUGAUGGGAUCAACUUGGGGUCAACAUGACACAUGCUUCACCGAUUUUCCCUCUCCUGAUGUCUCCCUCACUCGCAAGCUUGGAGCCGAGUUCGUGGGAACAUUCAUCUUGAUAUUCACCGCGACAGCCGGUCCAAUCGUGAACCAGAAAUACGACGGAGCAGAAACCCUAAUCGGUAACGCGGCAUGCGCAGGACUCGCAGUGAUGAUCAUAAUACUAUCAACGGGUCACAUCUCAGGGGCCCAUCUAAAUCCAUCACUGACCAUAGCAUUCGCAGCUCUAAGGCACUUCCCUUGGGCUCACGUGCCUGCUUACAUUGCAGCUCAAGUCUCAGCUUCCAUUUGUGCUUCAUUCGCACUUAAAGGAGUGUUCCAUCCUUUUAUGUCCGGAGGUGUCACUGUUCCAUCUGUUGGCGUUGGACAAGCCUUUGCUCUUGAGUUCAUCAUCACUUUCAUUCUCCUCUUUGUUGUCACUGCCGUCGCUACCGACACUCGUGCCGUUGGAGAAUUGGCAGGUAUAGCUGUUGGAGCAACGGUCAUGCUCAAUAUUCUAGUCGCAGGGCCAUCGACUGGUGGAUCUAUGAAUCCAGUGAGGACUCUAGGACCAGCCGUUGCAUCAGGAAACUAUAGGUCACUUUGGGUUUAUCUGGUGGCUCCUACACUUGGUGCCAUAGCUGGUGCAGCCGUCUACACAGGUGUCAAACUUAACGAUAGCGUGACCGACCCGCCUCGUCAGGUUAGGAGCUUUCGUCGUUAAGUGAGUGAGAGACUUGUUUACAAGUCUCUUGCUUUGUAUAAUGUAUGAUUAUGUAAUGAUAUGAAAAGCUUUGGAAGCUUGUGUGAAGAAUAAAAGGCGAUGUGACUAUAAGUCCACGCAUGGCAUUGGUUUAUAUCAACCUGAUGCGAACUUGUCAAAUUAUGUCUGUGUAAUAAUAAUACACUUAUUAUGUGUGGUUUGGGUUUCUUUGUUGGUUUGCUGUUGUAUUUUACCUCGGUGACGAGGCUGUUUUUAUUAAUAAAAUAUAUUGUGUGUGUAA